Messenger RNA from Chenopodium quinoa (quinoa), 1977 nucleotides. Its product is annotated as pentatricopeptide repeat-containing protein At4g01990, mitochondrial-like. The record is from RefSeq and is a predicted model, not a curated record. The transcript is spliced from 2 exons. Gene Ontology annotation, cellular component: mitochondrion. The coding region runs from base 263 to 1810 and encodes 515 amino acids. Gene Ontology annotation, molecular function: protein binding. NCBI's taxonomy places the organism in Eukaryota, Viridiplantae, Streptophyta, Magnoliopsida, Caryophyllales, Amaranthaceae.
AAACCGCGUAACGGGAUAUCCGGGAAGAUUUCGUGACUGGCGUGUGUGGUUGUUACAAUACUGCGUGACUAAUGUGAGUGGUUUUUACACUACGUGGCUAAUGUGAGUGGUUGGUACACUGGCUAUUGUGAGUGGUUGGUACAAUACGACUAUUAUUUUGCGAGAGGACAUUUGAAAUUCGAGUCUAAUUAUUGUCUUUUAGCUGAGACAUCUGGCUAUAAAACCCCGAUGAUGGGCAUGGGAGCUAACAAAAACAUACAAAAUGAUGCAUAGACUCUUAACCAAAACAAGGUCUCUAAACACCACCAGGCAUAUGACAAUUCCGGCAGGUUCUCGCCUUUUCCGGAGUCUUUUUUCAACGACACCGAGCUUUACCCCUGAAAAUCCACCCAUAAGGCGUCAGGAAUUCAGCAACCAUAAUCUUUACAGUAGAUUAUCGUUGGUGCGGUCCACCGGCGAGAAAGUUUCUGAUGUUUUGGACCAGAUUUUGAGAAACAACAACAAUCAAUUGAAAAGGGAGGAUCUUGUUCAAUGCAUUAUGAUGCUACGUAAGUAUGGCCAUUACCAGCUUUGCCUUGAGAUUCUGGAAUGGAUGGAGAAAGGUCAAAUUGGUCAUUCAGCGUUGCAUUUGAAUAUGAUAUGUGAAGUUAAGGGUAUUGAUGAAGCAGAGGAGUUCUUUUUUAGUCUUCCUCCUGAUGAGCAAAACAGAGCUACAUAUGGUGCUCUAUUGCAUGGCUACUGUUUUAAGAAGAUGAUUGAUAAGGCAUUGGCUCUUUUCAAUCAGAUGGAUGAGAUGAAUCUUGUAUCGAGUGAGGUGGCCUAUGCACAUCUUAUUUGUCUUUAUAUGAAAGUGGACCAGCCUGAGAAAGUGCCUCCUCUUAUACAGGAGAUGAAGCAGAGAAAUAUCCCCAUAAGCUGUGUGUGCUACCAACCAUGGAUCCUGAGCUAUGCAUGUCUUAAUGAUCGUGAGGGGAUAGAACGAGUCAUGAAAGAGGUUCAACUACAGAGAUCUAUAAAAGACGAGUGGCUCAUAUAUGUAACUUUUGCUUCAGCAUAUCUCAAGACUGGCCAGUUUGAAAAAGUUGAUAAAACCUUAAUACUGCUUGAAGAAAUUUUAGAUAAUUCAUUUGAUAAUCCUGACAAUGUUGGAUAUCAUAUUCUAAUUAACCUUUAUGCUACUCUUGGUAGAUUAGAGUCUGUCAAUAGGAUAUGGGAAAAGUUAAAGUCAAGAUCUGAUGAUUAUGACAACUUCUGCUACUUAACUAUGCUUCAAGCCCUAACAAAGUUGGGUAAUAUGGAGCUUCUGAAAAAGUGCUUCAUGGAAUGGAACUCCAACUAUAAGAGUUAUGAUGCCAGGUUACUUACUGUUGUAAUUGGUGCUUUCCUGAGGCAUGACUGGUUUGAUGAGGCUAAUCUGAUUCUGAAGGAUGCUGCAGAUGGAGGUGGAGAUAAAGCUUGUGCUGCCCAUGUCACUUUCGUGGAUUACUACCUGGAGAAACGCCAGAUUGACCCUGCUUUGAAGCAUUUGGAAGUGGCGCUGGCUAACCAAUGGGCUUGGCAUUCAUUUGCAGGGAGGCUUAAUAGAUUUUUUGAGUAUUUUAUAGAAGAGAAGGAUGUUGAUGGUGCUGAACAUUAUUGCCAAAUGUUAGAGAGAAGCCAGCCUCUUGUUCCGACGACCUACUUGGGGUUGCUUCAGACCUAUGCAGCUGCUGGGAAAACGGCACCUGAUAUGCGCAAGAGGAUGGAACAAAGUGCUAUAAAUAUUGGAACCGAGCUUGAGGCAUUGCUUGAGAAGGUAUGCCCUAAUUGAGUUAGGUGUUGCAGAUUUACAAGCUGUGGAAUGUCCUGAAACAGCUUCACUGUUUUGGGGGGUUUAAAUAAUGUCAGAGAAUUGUUUCUCUUUCUUUUGAAUCAGACUGUUUGAAUUCUAAUGUGAUGUUAUUCAUGAUUGUGUCAUUGAGCAUUGUUCUCUUUUAA